This is a messenger RNA of Homo sapiens (human), 18793 nucleotides long. RefSeq names its product EBF transcription factor 1 (gene EBF1). NCBI's taxonomy places the organism in Eukaryota, Metazoa, Chordata, Mammalia, Primates, Hominidae. Gene Ontology annotation, biological process: positive regulation of transcription by RNA polymerase II; regulation of DNA-templated transcription. The record is from RefSeq and is a predicted model, not a curated record. Gene Ontology annotation, cellular component: nucleus. The coding region runs from base 14445 to 15602 and encodes 385 amino acids. Gene Ontology annotation, molecular function: DNA-binding transcription activator activity, RNA polymerase II-specific; RNA polymerase II cis-regulatory region sequence-specific DNA binding; DNA binding. The transcript has 11 exons.
AAAAACUCUCUCCAAGUGUAACUCUCCAUUGAUAAAUUCCCCUCAUUUCCUCAUUUCCCUCUCCUGCCAGCACCCGGUUAACUCUCUAAUAAAAAUUGACCAGAUUUAAAAAACUCCAUUUAGUGGUUCCUGCGUAAAGAGAUGGUAUUUUGGUCACUUUAAUUUGCAUGAGAUGUUAUCUGAAAUCGACCACUAAUUCUUCCUUCUCACAGCCCCCCAUCCCAUUCCUCUCUUUACAAACCGCGUAACUACAUACUAUCCAGGACAAUAUAAAAGUGACCUCAAUACUCCUAUUGCAAUCAAUGAAAUAUGGUGAACAGUACAGGUUUGUCUUUCAUUGCUCCCUGCCUUGAAAGGUGUGGGUAGAGGAAGAAAAAUCUCCCUUACAAACUAUUUCUCCAGUUACAAGUCUUUGUCCAGAAGCAAAAGAAGGUUUUAACGUUACAGUACUUAUUCUAAUAGAAUUUUAAUUGCCCUAAUCCUGCUAAAGUGUGAAGCUGAGUGUGUGUGUGUGUGUGUGUGUGUCUGUGCAUGUAUUCCUAAUAGGGAGGGGAGUCAUGCAAAAAAAAAAAAUCUUUGUUACAUUUUUCAUGGGUGGGGCAGGGGGUGUCACAUAUGUUAAAUGAUGCAAACUUAAUUAAACUGAUUCUGGGGAAGGACAGGCCAUUGGCGUUCCAUCUAUGAAAUGUGUACUCCACUUUCGGUGGGAACAGAGUGGUCUUCUGUGUGCUUUGGGAAUUUCUAUUUUUGAAAGUGAAGUGCUUGGUUCCAGUUGCAAACAUGCCCUAAACCCUACUUGUCAUGACUGAGCUAGACAUGCUGGCAAAUUAUAUAGAUUGAUCCUACACAAUAACCUCCAAAAUGGCACUUGGUAACUAUACCAUCCUGCUAACUGUUUGAGGCACAAUAGUUUUGUAAUAUAAUAUAAAGUAAUGGUGUUAGCCAACACAUCUUUAAUAAGAUAUUGUUCGUGCCUUUGCCAUAUGCUACAGAGCAGCCUCUCACUCGGUGGGCCUUUUGAUUCCUCUCAAUAAGAUUAUUUCAAAUACUCUAAUCCUGAAUCAUUGACAUGAAUACAAAAGCCUAGUGACAUCUAAUAGAUGCCUCUUAGCUUUGCUUUUCCUCUUGUUCCUUUCCUUUUUCUUCUCUUUUUACCUGACAAAAAGCUCAUAGACACUUGGGCUCUGUCUCUCAGUAGCAGCAUGGGGGGCUCCUCAUGAAAUAUAAAGGGGGAAAAAGGACUGACAGAGGCCCGAUAAGCUACAGAGUGAAGGGCCAUAGAUUAAAAGUAAAUGCCAGUAAAUCCUACCCUGUACACUCACUUGUUCUUUUAUUGUUUUCUUUAACACUUUCAGAGCCAGGGCAGGGAAAAAACCAGAAAAUAGUAAUCAAGCUGCCCAUGUACAUUUUUAAUCUGGACACUGUCACUAUUAUACAUAUUUUAUGGGGCUUUGGCGACAUUCUCAAAUUUUGGUUCAUGUAAAGGUUGUGGUGGGUUUUUUUUUUAAUGUCCUUUUAAUCAAUAUCAAGAAUCCCUCAAGAACUUUUUUGCUCAUUUGCUGCUCAAUUAACUUAAUAUUGAUACCAUGUGUGGGUAGGAAGAGCCCUUCUGUAGGGUGUGAACACUGGGGCUCAGGACAUGACAUCUUCAAGGCUGAAAUAACUUUUUUUCUUUUCUUUUUUAAUUGAUGAAUUGAAAAUUAUCAAAGUAAAAUGAUAGGGUAUUUUGUUUCAUGACAUCAGCUGCUGCUUUUUGAUGUGGUGCUGCUCCCCGCCAGUGCCGUGAAUUCUCCGCCUUUGCCGGGUGGUGCACGCGACUUAGACUCUGCUGGUGCAUGCCGAGGAGUCAGGAGCCCAGCUGGGUAACUUUUCUAAUGGUCAAAAGGUUGUUCCCUCCUCCACCUUCCUGAAGCAACCAUGAUUUGACUAAAGCUCUUUAUUACUCCACCUGAAUAUCAGACAGUCAUGCUGCUUGCAAUUUAUUUAUUGUUUUCCAGAGGUAAACUACUGAGAUUUUCCCCACCUGUUUUUAAUGUGCUUCUCGUUCAUAAGUAUUCUGAUCUGUUAGUAAUAUCUGAAAAUAUCACUUUUAACACUCUUGGGUGCACUAUUGGCUGAAGCCCCCUCACAGAAUGGAAAGUUAAUUUGAAGAACUAUGGACCUGCAUCAGGUUUAGCUACACACACCACACACAUACGCACAUACACACACGCACAUACUCUACAGAGACCAAAAAAAAAAAAAAAAAAAAAAAAAGAUGAAAAGAGAGCAGUCUCUUUUUCAUUUUUUAAAAAGUUCUUUAGAAAAGAAAGUUGGUUAAGGGUUCACCUGGUUAUCUUUGAAGCUGUUACCAACAGUUGAAAACCCAUGUUUCUCUACACAGUCUUGUUGUUUUCCUAAAGCCAGAUUCUAAUGUUAGAUAUAUGGGAUAUGUCUCAGAAUAUGGUUUUAAACACUGAGUUGUUCUUCCUGUAGCUGUAGAAAUGGGAGUGCCCUGAUCUGGCUCGUGAAGACCAGCAUCUGAAUCCUGGUCUAUGAGCACCUUAAAACAAAGCAAGCAAAACCCCUGAUCACUGUGAGUUUAAUAGUAGCUUACACCUAAAUGGCACUUCCAGCGUUUUAGAGCACGUCGGGGUAUACCAUCUCAGAAAAUUCUCUUUGCACAAAUUGACUCCAUUUGACAGAUCUGUAAACUGAGGCACACAGCCUAAGGAACUAUCCACUUUAUUGGUGACAAAGCAAGUGAUUAGAAACUCCACAUCUCCUAUCUCCCAGACUGAUUUUUUUCCCUUUUCUCAAUUGCUCAGCUAAAAACACUGUUUUCAGUAUUUCAUAAUGUCUCUUUUAUUUCAUUUUUCUUGCUAUCCACAGCACAUUUUCAUGUAUUACUCUAAACCUAUUUACCAAGCCAGCUUUCUUAGUUGAUGUCACAAUUAACUUUCAGGAUUUUAUAUGUAUAUAUACACACACAUAUAUAUAAACACAUAUAUAUACACACACAUAUAUGCAUAUAUACAUAUGUGACACUGUUUAUUGUACUCAUUGCUGGAGCAAUGUUUGAGUUCUUAUGUCCUCAUUUAAUUUGAUUGUGUAUUUGCUUGAAAAAAACAUCAGUAAUCCAUACAGAAAUCUGGGAGAAGGCACAGUAUGAUGGCAAAGGCAUAGAUUUUGGAGUGCAUUGGCUAAGGGAUCCAGUUCCUCCACAGCUACUUAUUAGUAGCUGAGCCUCAGGGGGCUCAGUUUUCUCAUCUUCAAAAUGGGAAAAGUCACUUCUAUUUUGAAGCGUUGUGAGGAUUGAAACACCUAGCACUGGGCUUGGCACAUAACAGGUGCUUAAAAUCAGGUAGCUCUUGCAAUUUGAGCAUCGUAUAUUCCAUGUGGAUUUUCAUUCUUAAUGUGAUCAUUGCCAUGGGACUUCCUUUGAGCACAAUUACCUUACUGAAGUUAAUCAUGGUAGCUAAGUCUCCUUAGAUAAAGACUCAUUCAUUGUUUUGUUUCCACAAAUAUUUAUUAAGCCUCUAUUAUAUGUCAUGCACUGUUUUCAGGGUUGGGGGUAUAACAGUGAAAAAGACAAACAUAGUUCCUGGCUUCAUGCAGCUUUCUCAGUGUCUCAGGGUUGAUCUCUGCCCCCAGUCCCCCAAAAAUAGUUGGAAUAGUAAUAGCAAGUAUAAACAAAGAAUAUAUUGAUAUAUAUGUUUUAAAAAUAGAAGAAUGCCAUUUUACACUGGGAUCAUGAUGCAGAAGAAAAAUAUCCCCGGGUUAAAGUCACCUUUUAGCUCAUACCCAGAGGUAUCGAACUUGGGCAAAUUCCACGGCUUUAUUGCACUCUUCUGAGGCAGUCUACAUGUUGGUUAAGACUGAAGGAAGAGAUCUCUAAGACCCUUUCCAACUAUGGAAUUCUAAUUUUAGCUGUUUGUGGUAUUGCUGAGCACAGGCAGGUAGAUGAGCGCUUUGGAGGGUAGGUUGUAAGCCUAAGAGGGCAGUGACUACGUUGAGCACAGUGCCUCCCUCCUGUGUACUAGAUGCUUAGGGCUUGUUUUUGUGAAAAGAAGGAAUGACAGGAACUAGAAAUGCAGUUGUUGAAUCUGGUGGUCUCAUCUCUCUGUCUAAAGACAAGCUUGUUAUAACUACACAAUAAAGUGAAAUGGCACUGCCAUUAAAGAAUGAUGAGGAACAGAAAAUGUAAGAUAAAAUAUUAAAUUUGUUACACUUAAAAAUGUUAAUCUUCACACGAUUACCAUGCAAAUCUCCUCAUUGCCUAACUGUUUAAUUGAUCAAGUAAAUCACAGAGCAGACAAGUGAAAAUCUCUGCUGUUGACAUUCUCACAAAGCAUAUUUUCAAGAAUAUAUUCUAUUAACUAUGUGUAUUACACAUGAUAAUGGGAAUUUCUUAUUUUGUAAAAACAUAUAUAUGUGGCAUCCUUUGCAAACCACCAGAUUUCAGAGAGUUUGGGAGAAGGCUUGAUUUUUGCAGGGCAAAAAUUCAGCCAUCCUCUAUUAUGUCAAACGCGAAAUCAGUGUUAGAAAGACCCCUGUGCAAGCAGCGCCUUUGUUUUAUAUACUAUUAGAAGACUUCAGAAUUCACCAGUUUUUCUUUCAGGCAGGUAUAGCAUUGACCUGAUACUCUGGAGAUUGAAGGGUUAAUGAAUUCUCUUUCCCUCCCUCCCCCUCCCCAAUCUUCCUGUCCCCCACCCCCAAUCCCAUCAUGUGCCUGGUUGACUCUGAAAGAAGGGGCUUGAAGUUACCCACAGGGCAUCCCUUUCCCCAGCCUUCUCCAAGGCCACCUGGGCAGACGGGAGCUUGCCUUCUGUCCUUAGGACACAAAAUCCAAUCAGGCGCCUGGCCUGCUAGUCUCUCUGACCUGCGAGCUGGGAAGAGGGAGGAGAAGCAGAGGCCCUCACAUUUGAUAGGCUGCAUCUUUGUGGCUUUAGGGGGCUCCUGUGUCUACUCGAGGAAGGAAGUUCUCCCUUAUUUUAAGAUAAGGUGUCAUUCAUGAGAGCAAUGUGCUGAACUAAUCAGGUUAAUUGAGAGGCCGUGAGUCGUCCUCAUUGAGCCCAUCUCUUCUUCCUGUUAAAGGCAGAUAGCGCAGACAGACAGAUUACACAUAUUUUAGUUUUUUCCCAAAAGCUUAUGAAAUAAUGUAGGCAGGCAGGGAACGUAGGUUCAGCUGAAUGUCAUUCAGGCUAUUUGAACAUGGAUUCUUAUUGUAGAACAAUGUAGCAUUCAAAAAAUAAUAAAAGAAUAAGCUCUCCUCAAGAUUGAAAGAUGAGUGUCUCUGAAUGUCUGAUACACUCUUUUUUUUCUUAAUAUUAUAUUAAACUAACCUCAGCAUUUCAGAUCAACUAGGAAAGAAUGUUUGUUGAAGAGUCCAGUUAGAUUCCUCCGCGGCUAUUUUAUUUAGGAUUGAAACGUAAAAAAAAAAAAAACAAAACAAUCUCAUUGUGAUGUGUCAUCAGUGACAAGUAGCUUCUUGAGCCAUGUUUCGAUUCUUCGGCUUCCGAGCCGGACACUGGGGGCCGUCGCCCUGACUAAUCGCAUCUCGGACCUCCCUCUGGAGCAGCCGAGUGGGGAAGAAAACAGAGCUGUUUCAACUGAAUUCCAUAAAGGGCGGGGGCUCCUCCUCCCUCUUCUCCACUCAAAAUGAUUUGUCAUAGUUUAAUUUUAAACACUAUCAUUGACUAUUCUUUCUUUCUACCCCACCUCUUUCCACCUUUUUUUUUUUCUUGGAAGUUCCAGGAAUGACUUUAAUUAUCUCCACAAUCAAAUUCUCGUUGCUGCCUCUGUGAAAGUGUGCAGUCAUAGAUGGCAGGGAUUAUUUUCUUUAGCACUUGGGGAUACAGAAACCGGUUGUUUCAAAAUGAGAACCAGCUGGUUCCACAGAGCCCUUAUUUAAUGGGGAGCCACUUUGUACACAAAGCCUUUGCUCAGGUCAGUCAUUAUGGCAAACCCCAAAUCAGCAGUGUUUUGUCUAUCACCCUGUAUUAAAUGUCGAGCGAGGAGUGAUUUAGCAGAUAUGAUAAUAAUAAUAAUAAUAAUUAAGAAAUACCCAGCACACCCUGCAUCUUUAAUUUUGCCUCAACUAAACACUCCGGUUUGGAAGGAACAUUUCUCAAACUUCUUCCUACAGUGAUUACAAUCAUAGACCUAGUUUACCACUGCUCUCUCAUAGAUGGCUGAGGGGUAUGUGUGUGUGUGUGUGUGUGUGUGUGUGUGUGUGUGUGUAUGUAGCUUUAACCCUCUCUAAAUCUAGAAAAUAAAAUUAAGCUCAUCUUUCAACAUAAUCUUUUAUCUGACAAGCACAGUAGAUAGAUGAAAGGUAGAUAGCCAAGUUGUGGGUCCCCUUAAUAGAACCAAUUGGAGGGCAGAGAUAACUGCUAUUAUCAAACAUCUUUUAUGCCAUCCUGUAAAAUAAGGACGAGGGUGAUAUACCAUAUAUAUUUUGCUGUCUUUCUAGCUUGUAGAAAUUGGUUUGUUGUCAUACCCUGUUAAUCUCUAACAGCACUAAAUUCAAUUUGAAAUGAGGAGAGUACUUUCACUAUUUGACUGUACAAAAUACUUUUGAAGCAUGCAAAAAGAAAAAAAAAGGAUAAAAGACACGUAAAACCACAAUAGAUAUUCGGUUAUGAGAAUAGUUUGUUUUUAGAACCUAGGUUGCAUUUUUCUAAGGUGAAUAGUUUUGGAGGAUGCAGUAUUUAUUCAAUCAGGAAUUGAAGAAUUAAAAAAUAGCAACUUUACAUAGAUUUUUAAAAAUCUAGUUUAACCAAAUUUUAUCUUUCAAAUAUGAGAAAUUAUUUUGCAUUACUAAUAAGAAUAUGUGGCUUUUAAAAAUUAUGACAUGCUUUUUUUACAUUGAUAGCAACACAACAAAAUACUUUGAAGAAAGGAUAACGAUUUAAAAAUUUAUUCUCACAGGGAGUUUCAUUAAGCUGAGCACUGGUAUAUAUGUUUUUAAUUAUUUUUAUUUUUAGGAUUUCCAUAUUGAAGUAUGGUUUGGGUAAAAUCUUAUCAAAUUAUUUUGUUUGUUUACUAAGUACUUUGAUUGUAUAAUGUCUCUAGUUCAAACUGUAAUUCUAUUUUAUAUUUUCUGUAUUUGUAUUUUUAAAAAAUUCUGUUGAUUUUUUAAUAUAAAAAACAAAUGACUGUUAUAUUUCUAGUCACUCAAAUUUGAACUGAAUUUUACUUCCUGUUUCAAAGGUCAAGGCAGGCUGACCUCAACAGCAGUGUGGAGGCUGCUGAAUUAUUCAUAUCAUUGACUUUGUGUCAGCUUCCACAUUUGUGGAGAGGGAUGUUUUAUUCAUUUAUCUCAUUUAGGGUUCUUCUCUGCACCUGUUUCUACCAUUAAGUACCCUGUAAUUUGCAUUUGAUGCUAAUUUAGUUUCAUAUCAGCCUGGUCCCCCCUUGUUAAUUUAAUUUUCUAAGACCCUUUUCAUUACAGUAGAACUGUUUUCCUCUUUAAAGCAAACAUCUAUACAAGUAAUUGUAUAAACUGCCUUUUAAAUAAUAUCUUUUAGAAGAUUCCAUCGUUUAAUUCCUUAAUUCCUAUAAUUAGCCAUGGUUUGAUUAAUGUUUCAAAGGGUUAAAUUAAAAUGCAGAAUUACUCAAAUGCAUACUGGAAUAAUUUCUUAUAUACAGCAGAGUUAGCGUUGUGGUGUUCUUCCUGAGAAUUCUCAGACAGUAUGUCUUAACAGCAGUCAUUUUCUUUAUUUAGAGUGCUGUUUAGUUUACUAAUAGUGAUUCUUUCAAAAUCACUGUGCACUCAACAUUACUCGUGAAAUGUUAGUUUUUUUUUUUUCAUCAAAUUGUUGAUAGACAGUGGCUUAAAAAUGUUUCUGCAACAUUGAUAAUGACAUACCCAAAAUAAUCAGGGCAGAAUUAGGUCCAAUUCCUUGAUCUAUCCUGGAAGUUUGGUAUAAUGAAUUUCAGGAAACUCUGUUAUAUUAUAUGUCUGUUUCUCUUCUUACCAGCUCUUUUAUUUCUGUCUGCUGCUCAGGGUAGAUUGCCUGGAAAUUUGUCAGCUUUCCAGACAUGGUUUUAGCCAGCUUUGGUUUGUAUCUACGGACACCCGUUGGGCUACAGUUGCCACCUACAUAUUGUAGAAAUUAGGAGUAAGUUGUUUGAGGAGGCCUGAUUGAAAUGGUGGCUACAUGGCAGAAGUGGCCAUGUCCCUGGAAUGUCUGUCAAGGAUUUGGGGGUUAUGAGAACAUGCUACUCAUAUAAACCAGGUCCAUAGCCCCUCUGACUGUUCAGAAAAGAAUUCUAGCUCAGUCCUUUUCUUGGAACUGUUUGGAGGGUGUUUGACAUGAAUGGCCUUAUGGAAUCUGUUGGUAGUGGGAAUUCAAAACAAGGGUAUGAAUUACGAAUUCAAGCACUAAGAUACGUGAAAAUUAAACAGAAGGGAAGUGGCUGCAGCUGAAUAUUACUAAGAAAUUAGCCCAAACUCUACAGAUCCUUCUUCCACUAGGUUGGAUUAGUUUGAUCUGUUGUUCAUAUUCUCUGGGAAAACCAAAUGAGGCAGUUCCUUUGGGUUUCCGGAAAGAUCUCAGGUCUAUUGGAACUGGAGUUUGAAGGUGGCUUUUCCUUUUCUUUCAGUUAUAAAUGAUUCCUGGGGACUCCCACACACAACUUUGUCAUUGUGGAAAUGUGAAAGGGUAUCUCCAGAUUUUCUAGCAGACAGCUUCAUUUGUCUGGUUGCAAGGUAGGGCUGGGGGUGGACUGGACAAUUCCCCAGGGUCCCCUUCAGCUGAGAACUUCCCUGGACCUACCAGUGACUUUUUCACGUCCUACAGCUUAUUAAGCUAGCUCUGUGCUUCUGCUGAUGGUCCUAAAGCAAAGUGAGAGCUUUCAGGAAUGAAAUACAGGAUCUUUAUUCAUUAACAAAACAUUUUCUUACUCAUUCUCCCUCCUACAUCCCCCUCCUCCAGGUUUAGAUAUUCUUUUUAGUUUGGACAAGUCUGUAAGCUCCAAUAGAAAAGCCUCCUUGAGGUCUGAUUAAACGGCUGGGUUUAAAAACAAUAAAGACUAUCUGCAGAGCUCAUGAGAAUGCAGGAAAGGUUUUCCCACCCAAUUCUGGCUGAUGCUUGGAAUUCCACUGUCAGAAUCUCAUCCCUUUAGCUAAGAACCUUCAAUGUAUACCAAGACAUACAAAACUUAGGGAAGGCUAGCACUUUAAUUCUAUCAUUCACAUACCUCUUCGAGGGAAUGACAUAAAGAUCUCACAUGGGUUCAGCUCUUUUUAGUUUUCAUGACAACACAGUGAGGUAAGCAGGAUUUUUUUGUAUCAUUUCACAAAUAUGGAGAAUGAAUAGCUUAAGAACGCUAAUACAUAGCCUAGCUAGAUCCCAAAGGCAGGUUUUCCAAAAAAUCUAGAUUCCUGUAGGAAGAGACCACGAUUCCAUUUAAGCUGAGUGGACUCUCAGAGAUUACAGUUCAGCCCCUUCAUUUUAAAGAUGAGAAAGCUGAGGCCAAGAGAAGCACAGCAAUGUUGCCCAAAGACCUAAUUAGUCUCAGAGCCAGGACCAUAAGCCAAGUCCCUGGCUCUGGUUCCAGUGGCUUUUCUACUACUACUCUGGGCCAUCUGGGUCCUGCUCUGCUCUCCAUUUCACCUUGUGUGCAAUCAGCCUUAGGGAAGGGUACAACGUGUCUUUUCUGGGUUUGGGUCCAAGGAAGCCCCUAAGUCCUGUAUCUCUAACAAGGCCUAGCAUUGUGCACGGAGCACAAGUUAAAUUGUUUCUCAGAAAUUAUAACAGUCCGUCAGGCGCGGUGGCUCAUGCUUAGUAAUCCCAGCACUUUUGGAGGCUGAGGCAGGUGGAUCACCUGAGAUUAGGAGUUCGAGACCAGCCUGGCCAAAAUGGCAAAACCUCGUCUCUACUAAAAAUACAAAAAUGAGCUUGGUAUGAUGGCACAUGCCUGUAAUCUCAGCUACUCAGGAGGCUGAGGCAGGAGAAUCACUUGAACCCAGGAGGCGGAGGUUGCAGUGAGCCAAGAUGGUGCCAUUGCACUUCAGCCUGGGUGACAGAGUGAGACUCCAUCUCAAAAAAAAAAAAAAAAAAAAGAAAAGAAAAGAAAAGAAAGAAAUUAUAACAGUCACAGGGAGGAGGAAGCUACAGAAUAUCCCAUCAUAAAAUAUUACUUUAUUUUUAAAAGCCCACAUAUUUCAUUUAUUUGCAACUGUGCUUGUUCAUACUAUGUCAUAUAACACCGUGCGACAAAUUGCAAUUUUUGUUUUUGUUUGCCAGAGGUAUUUCAUCAAUAGUCAUCUUUCAGUAGGAAUUUUACAAAAGGUCUUUCUAUUCCAGAUGUCUUACCAUGAGCAGUUGUCUCUGACUAUUAUCUUUCUCUGGAAGGUACUGACAUACAUAAAUAUUGACGUUGGCAAUUUUCAAAGUAAGUCUUAAUAAAAUUUUUCUUUUAUUUAAACCUAAACAAAUUGAAAGUACCCUUUCCAAAAAUAAUAAUAAAGGAAGUGAGGCAUUGUUGCAGAAUAUAAUUCUGAAAAAAUUGUAGUGAAAGGGGAAAAAAGUACACUGUAUUUCUUCCUACUCAAACCACUUUUGUGUACAGUUUUGCCUAAGCCCGAAGAGGUUUGUCACACAUUUGGAAUUGCCAAGGAAGGGCAGAAGUCAUGGGUAUGGUGCUGAGAGAAAUUAUUAGCCCCUGGCAUAGUCUCAUGCUGAACUGCAGGAGAAUGAUUCCAGAAGGCAAAGGGGCAUUCAUUCGCCUGGUAAGCUAGAGGGAGAGGUGGGGAGUUGGCAGCUUCUGUACUGUUUCAGAGUAUGGGGCAAAGGAGGAAGUGACAAUUAUUUCACCUCUGAAUUAUUUGACUAUCUGGUCUGGCUGAAAAGAUUGUGCUGAUUUGGAAAAAUUUAAUUUUUUCCGUCUCCACAGAAAUAUAUGACUGAAUGUAGUCAACCAACUAAAUCUUUCUUCCCAGUAUCAAUCCACUAAAAUUAAUUUUAAAAGGUGGAAUUUUGAAUUUAUGUAUACUCUUUUCUUCUCUUUUUCUCUUCCCAAAUUGUCAUAAAUCAUUCAACAGGCUGGAUUCCUUUCUGCUCCCAAAUAGUUUGAUACCAGAAGCCAGAAAGGAUAAUCAUGCUAAACCUAUUAAAAAAUGGUUUCAUGUAGGGUUAGUCUCUCCUUUAGAAACCAUUGUUUACAUUCACAGAGGUGGUGAGGACAAGCAGCUGUUGAGUUCAUUGACCUCAGACAGGAGAAACAAAGGACCCAGCAUGUUAAUUUAUUCAAUAAAUGUUCGUGAAGCAUCUACUAUAUAAAAUAAGUUGUACCCCCAAUCCCAGAUUGGGGACUGCCCCAGAAGCACUUUGUGGUCCUCCCAGGGCACUCACCUAUUAAGGAAAUUGGAUUUGGUGUAGAAUCUCUUUCUCUUUUCCAAAUCACCACCAAAUCCAUUGCCAUUCAUCUUUCUCCUGCCAUUACCUGGCCAUUCCCAGGGUAAGGUCCCACCUCCAAAAAGAGAUUUAAAGUAAUUCACUACUCAUCAGAUUUAGUGUAGGUUAAUUCCCUACUAUGCUAAUAAUUUUCAUCUUCAAGGUACUAAUAGUUCUAAUAUGAACCCAAAUUUGUGCAUAUUCUUCUGUUAAGGAGAAAGCAUGCUUUGGUUCUGUUAAAGGCUCGACACAUUAAAUUGCUCAUUCUGAUAUGGGACUUCUCAUUCAUUAUGAAAUGAGAAGGAACCUCAUGUAGAAUGCUGAACUGGGACACAGGAGACCUGGUUUUGAGUACUGCCCCUGCUGUUAUUUAGAUAUGUGAGCCUCUGUGUCUGUGUGUCUCUUAACUUCUCUGGAUUUCAGCUUUCUUAUUUAUAGAACGAGAGAAGUAAACACUUAGGAUCUUUAAGGUUACCUCUCUCAAUGACUUUAAUCCUCUCUACCCUUAUAAAUCUGGUUACCUCUCAUAUCUGACAUUGGACAGUACCUAUUAUUAAACAUGUGCUUAAGUAGCAUGUACUAUAAGGUAAAUAGCAACCUCACAGAGGUCAGAACUGAAUAACCAACAAUAUUCUCAAUCAACUUUCAGUUCUUCUUCCUUACCUCAUCCAAGGGAUCAGCCAGGUAAUAAGAAGAUAAGGCAGCAGGUACAGCCCAUGUCUAUUGCUAAAAUCUACCUUAAGGCAGGAAGCUAGUGGGUGAGAUCUUUAGAUGAUGCACCUUACAAGGCUAAUUGAGUUGUUAUAUUUAAAUUUAUUGGUAGCAUAACUUGGGCAAGAUGGGGAAGGGAUCUAGUAAAAAGAAAAUUGUAGGCUUGUAAAAUGUGAGGCACGUGGACCAACACAUUUGUCUCUGUGAGAUAGUAACCCCAAAAGGUUGUGGGCAGAGGUUGCCUGUGCAACAUCCUCAAGUUGUCUCUUAAUCUGGUUGAGACUUGUCUUCCAGAUGAAGCAGCCUAAUGUUGAUAUACAGAGAAUCUACACUAAGUUGCACAUAGUACAUGCUCAUUAAAUAAUUGUUCAUUUUCUGCAUAUCCACUUUGUUUCUGUACUUUUAGGGUGUAUAAUUCCUUUUAAGGCAAAUAAUGCUGAGCAUCUUUGGAAUGAAGCUAUGAAAUUAUAUGCUCUGCUAAUAUCCUUUGCUUGUGAGUGACAAUACAGUAUAUAUUCCUUAAGCUUGAAGAAAUUGGAAUUUCAUAAAAUCUUGAAAAAAAUUUUUUUCUAUGUGCAGAGGAGACGAGAGAGAGACUGAGAAACAGAAAACUUUGUCCAGGAUGGGAACCAGAUCUCUCUCUCUAUUUUUUAAAUUUUAAAUUAUCCAACCGUUAAAUAUAAACAUUAUAAUAUUUUGACAGGUUUCCAAAGAAAUAAAAUUGUGAGUCCCAUGGAUAAUGAUUUUUCUGAGAAUUCCAGGUACAGAAUAGGCCCUUUCAGGAUUUCCUGUUUUUUUGUUUGCUUUCCUUCGCUUCUUAUUUUAGGUCCAAUAAACCUUUUACUUUAAGCAGGAUCAAGUGUUAAGACAAACCAACUACAGAGCUAAUGUAUAGAACAUUAAUUCUAUAGAAAUGCCCUAUAAAAAGCAAAGAAAUAAGACUAACUAUUAAAAGAAAUCCAUAUGUCUCUGGAAUUUUUAUUUAAGUUUAUAUUAGCAAUAAUGACCUUGGUUCUAGGGAAUUCGGUAACGAUUAAUGACCAGCAAGGGGUCACUGGCCUCAUGGUGCUUUGGGCCAGCAACCCCUUCCAAAGAGGACAAGAACUGGCCAUUUAUCCCAAGGAAGUGCCCUAAGGCGAGGUCCUUAUCCUCUUGCCAUCUGAUGGUAAUUUAACCUCAGCUUUUAAAGGGCCCUUAGGAGCAAAUAUACAAUGGGUUGUGCUUUCAGUAUUUUAAAGAGUUUAUUUUUGCCAUGCAAUGCCUAAUUGGGUAUCAUUGAAAAGAGUUGUCAAAAUAAAGUUGGUAAUUAUGUUCCUUUUAUUCCGGGGUACAUAUACUCAUUUUGUGUCUGCAUAUCUGCUGGCUUGUAUUGGUGUAGUGUGCAUCUAUGCAGAUGCUUAUACUCACAUUCCCAUGUCUGGGGUGUGUGUGUGUGUGUGUGUGUGUGUGUGUGUGAGAGAGAGAGAGAGAGGGAGAGAGGGGUUAAAAUACCCAAUGCCAGAUCAACAGAAUAAAUAAAACUUGAAUGAUAGAAACUUCAGUCACAUUAGUUUUGCCUGCAAGAAUAAAUCCCUGUAAUAUGUAAAAUAAGGGGCCAGAGGCAGAGUAAAAUUAGUCUUUUCUUGGUUACAGAUGACUGGUGUGGCAGUGACUGGCAUUGGCGUUUUGCAUGUUCUAUGUGUUAUUGUCAUUACUGUAAUUACUGAUGAUAACUAACCAUUUAUGAAGCCACAUAUUAGCUGAAUUCUGGGUAUUCUCUCAUUUAAUCCUUACAGCAAUUCUAUGUGCUGAGUAUUCUUAUUUCUCCCAUUUUACAGAUGAGGAAACUGGGGCUUCAGUUGGUUAAAUAACUUGCCCAACGUCAACAUAGCUAUUAAGUGGUGGAGCUGGGAUGCCAACCUUGCAGUGUCUGACCCCAAAGAUCAGGGUUUUAAUCAUAACACUAUUCUGCCUCUAUUUAAAAACUAACAUUUCCAUUUUCUAAGCGCAGCCCUUAAUAUAUUCAUUUAGGCAAAUUUCCAUCCUUUGCUGGCGUAAUCGCUAUUCCUUUUGUUGGUCAUUGCUCCCCUGGGCUUCCUUCAAACAUGGUCAGAGGUGCCCCAGACUUUUUAAAGAUGGAAGAAAGGCCACAUGGCCCUGCAUAAUUUGACCGAGACAGCUGUGCAGUUGGUUGUCUCAUUUAAAUUACAACCACAAAAAAGAUGUGCCAGGCUUCAUUGACACAAAGCUAAGGGCAGGAACACGGAACCGUUUCCUGAACCUGCCCUGGGUUCCUGCCAAAGGUUCUUCUUGAAAUUUUUCCUCAAAUGUAACCAAAAUUGCCUAAAGAAUGCGGGAAACCCACGUGACAUGCGGAGAUUCCAGGUCGUGGUGUCUACGACAGUCAAUGUGGAUGGCCAUGUCCUGGCAGUCUCUGAUAACAUGUUUGUCCAUAAUAAUUCCAAGCAUGGGCGGAGGGCUCGGAGGCUUGACCCCUCGGAAGGUACGCCCUCUUAUCUGGAACAUGCAGCUACUCCCUGUAUCAAAGCCAUCAGCCCGAGUGAAGGAUGGACGACGGGAGGUGCGACUGUGAUCAUCAUAGGGGACAAUUUCUUUGAUGGGUUACAGGUCAUAUUCGGUACCAUGCUGGUCUGGAGUGAGUUGAUCACUCCUCAUGCCAUCCGUGUGCAGACCCCUCCUCGGCACAUCCCUGGUGUUGUGGAAGUCACACUGUCCUACAAAUCUAAGCAGUUCUGCAAAGGAACACCAGGCAGAUUCAUUUAUACAGCGCUCAACGAACCCACCAUCGAUUAUGGUUUCCAGAGGUUACAGAAGGUCAUUCCUCGGCACCCUGGUGACCCUGAGCGUUUGCCAAAGGAAGUAAUACUCAAAAGGGCUGCGGAUCUGGUAGAAGCACUGUAUGGGAUGCCACACAACAACCAGGAAAUCAUUCUGAAGAGAGCGGCCGACAUUGCCGAGGCCCUGUACAGUGUUCCCCGCAACCACAACCAACUCCCGGCCCUUGCUAACACCUCGGUCCACGCAGGGAUGAUGGGCGUGAAUUCGUUCAGUGGACAACUGGCCGUGAAUGUCUCCGAGGCAUCACAAGCCACCAAUCAGGGUUUCACCCGCAACUCAAGCAGCGUAUCACCACACGGGUACGUGCCGAGCACCACUCCCCAGCAGACCAACUAUAACUCCGUCACCACGAGCAUGAACGGAUACGGCUCUGCCGCAAUGUCCAAUUUGGGCGGCUCCCCCACCUUCCUCAACGGCUCAGCUGCCAACUCCCCCUAUGCCAUAGUGCCAUCCAGCCCCACCAUGGCCUCCUCCACAAGCCUCCCCUCCAACUGCAGCAGCUCCUCGGGCAUCUUCUCCUUCUCACCAGCCAACAUGGUCUCAGCCGUGAAACAGAAGAGUGCUUUCGCACCAGUCGUCAGACCCCAGACCUCCCCACCUCCCACCUGCACCAGCACCAACGGGAACAGCCUGCAAGCGAUAUCUGGCAUGAUUGUUCCUCCUAUGUGAAAGAAUUGCCUUGAAGAAUUGUAUUAAUGAAGAGGUUGGAUUCUGCUACAGAGAGUAAUCUGAUACAAGUCCCAGAGUGGAACUUUUAACUCAGGCCUUUUUAAGAGGAAUCACAAUAACUGCAGAUUUUUAAACAAACAAAAUCACCGACCUUGCAAAUACUGAAAUUGGAAGAGGGAUCUGCAAGUGCAGGGUGUUGGUUAAAGUUGUACCUCCCAAGUAUUUGGGGGAUAUAUUUAUUCUGUAUUGACAAAAGCAAAUCCACUUUUUCUUUUUCUUUUUUUUUUUUAAGCUUAAUUCUGCAAUCAUUUGUCUUUUAUAAACCGUAAAGCUCUAUACAAGGGACACUAUAAAUAAGACUCCAUGUUUUAAUUUAUGAUGUUUUUAAAGCUGUGUAAAGGAAGAAUGAAGUGGUGAUAUUUACAAAAAAGUAAAAAAAAAAAAAAAGAAAAAAAGGAAAAAAAAAAAAGCUUGUAUGGGACAGAAUAGGAAUGCCAGUUAGAUUUUUUAGAAAAACUAAGGGUCGGCUUUUGCGCCUUAAAGCAUAUCAAAUGGUAGUUAGCUCAGACAGUGCAUUUUCAAUAUCUAACUUAACAUGCCACCCCUUAGCAGUGCAAGCUUAUUUAUCUCUUUUGUAUUGUUGUCUUAAGCAACUGUGUAAAUAAAUGCAGCCUGGAAAGUUAAAACGCGAUGUAAGUGAUCACAUUUUUCCCUCUACUCGAAAAUCCAGUGCCUCUAGACAGAUUGUUAAAACUGCAUAUUUAAAUCUGAUCUCAUUCUCUCCUUUUACUUAAGUCAGUUUCUUCUGAAGCCGAUGGCCUCUCGAGAGCUUGGUGGCACACAUACUGUGUGAGAAUCUCCUUUGAGACUUCAUGGAACAGGGUCCAGGCACAGAAUUCCACACUCUGCCCUCCAGUUAACAAGCCAAAACCUCACGUACGCUCCCCCAUUUGCAAGUUUAAAGUUUACUCGUCCUAAAUGCAGACUUCAUACCUAUCUUCCAAAAGUUGAUAAAAGCAACGUGGCAGGUAUUUUCGAUUUUCCCAUUCCAGAUACUGCCUCUAUCAGUCGACCCUUACCAUUUGUAACAUAAUAGAUUGAAACAACAGGUUAAGUGCUUUGGAAUUAAGAGUUAAAGGGAACCGGGGGUGGAGAAAGGAAAAGAAGGUUGAGACCUCCAAAACAUAGUUUUCUGUUCUAUGGGAAUUUUUGCUCUCAUUAUCUGGGAAGUGUUCUUAAAAAUAAGAAUUAAUAGCAAAGAUGCAGCAAAGCUCUGAGGAUGCAUUUGCCUGAUAUUUUUUUCUUUGCUCUUGUGUUUUUGUAUGUAGUUAUAAAUACUGUAGAUUUUUUUUUUGUGAUUUUUUGCCAAAGUUGUUGUUCUAUUUAUACAUUUUAAUGUCUUAAGACAUUUUUUCAAUAUCACAAAAAGAUUUUACUGCGUAUUUUGCAAAGAAAAAAAGCUCACUACCUUUAGCUUGCACAUACUUGCAAAGUUAAUUAAAAGGCUUUUUGUUUUAAAGGGGAUUUUGUAAAAUAUCCAUAUAAAUAAUGUAUUUAUCUUUCGAAUUUGUACAUUGCUUUUCCCUUCUUCCUCUUCCUUCCACCCCCAAUUUAUUUUAUUGUGUAUGUUUGCUACGUGAAAAGUGCGUAUUUGUUUGGUCACCUACACUUGUAUUAGCUGUUUCAAUGUGAUUUUUAAACAUUUCAUUUAUAGUUAUUUUUAGUAUUGUUAUAAACCAUGCUUCAGUUUUUUUAAUUUCCACCCAAAAGUCAUUGUCUAUUUUUGUAUUAUUUGUAAGUUAAGAAGUUUUUUCCAAUAUAUGGCAAAAAAAAAAAAAUAGUAGCAUAUUAUUCUUGUAGUAUUUAGUUCAGUAGAUUUAAAAAAAAAUGUAUCCUUUGCUUUGGAAGCUUACAAAACAACCCUAAUGCUGUUUUACUCUAUUAAUAUGCAUGGAAUCUCUCCCUUUGGAGUGACGCAUUUUGUGCAUUAAAUUCUAGGGAGAAACUUCAUAGAAAUCAAUGAACAUACUUUCUUUCUUAAGUCUGCUUGUAUAUUUCCUCUGUCUUUCACAUAAAUAUAAACCAGCAGAUUGGAUGCCUUAACAAUGCAAAUCAUAUUCAUUUCACUUGUACAUUGUAACUGUGCACCAGAACUGUCAGUCAUCACUAACAUUCUAAGAAAAAAGAAAAAGAAAAAAAGAAAAAAAAAAAAACAAAGAAAUCGAAAAGCACAAAAGAACUGUUUUGUUACCUUAAGACAAUGUAACUUUUUCUAGUAGAGCAAGAAAUCAUUUACAACAAUGCUGCAACUGUGCAUGCCCCCAUAUGGAUUUUGCAAUGGUUUUCACUAGGCUGUCAAGAGUGCGAUUUUUAUGGGUUGGGGUGGGUGGGGGAGGGGAGUUGUGGGAGGGUAGGGGAGGGAGGAAAGCUGUUUUUCAUGGUGAGAAAUAAUAAUGAUGACUAAUAAUAAUAAAAAAAACUGGAAAAUGUAAGCAAGGUGGACGCAUUGCUUCUCGGUACUCAGAAAGGUUAUCUGAAUUUGCGUGGUAAGCGCUGGCCUGAAGAUGUACACAAGUUAAAGCCAUAUUUUAUCUGGUGAGCCCCUUAACUGUUUCUGAAGGAAUGAACGGUCAGCCGGGAAGGUGUCCGGCUUAGACCUUGACAACAGACACUACCCAUCUGUCAGCCAUGUGCAGUGGUUAGAACUCUUCUUGAAAGUCCAAAGAGCCUUUAAAAUGUGUAUAAUUUGUGUUUUGUUGCUUCUAUUUCUAUUGAUUAGAUGAAAAGACAUUCUGGCCCUCUGAUCCUCUUUCUUCUCCACAAAAGUUUUACAAAUAAAAGAUGUUCCCCUAAAUACAGAAUAUGGCUUUAAGAAGAAAAUGAAAUGAAGAAUUAAAUUAAGAUUUCAGUGUUGGGGGAAAAAAUACAGCUUCUGGAUGACUGGAUUGCAUAACAUUGCCCUGGCCUCACAUUGUACUAGGAUGCAGCUUAAAUGAAGUCAUCUCUAAAUCUACUAACCUUUCACCUUCUUAUCAAAACUUUUUGAAUAGACACACACUGUACAGUUCAAUUGUUAGAGAACCUAACUACUGUAGAGAUUGUUAAAUUUUUUUUUUUUUUUUGCAAAAAUUCAAGCUGUAAAAACUUUUCAACUUUCACAAUAUUUAAUUAAAGUUACUUCCUGUCUGUGA